This is a messenger RNA of Acaulospora morrowiae, 606 nucleotides long. NCBI's taxonomy places the organism in Eukaryota, Fungi, Glomeromycota, Glomeromycetes, Diversisporales, Acaulosporaceae. The record is from the annotation of a GenBank genome assembly.
AUGGAUAAUCGAAAAGAACUUUACGAUUCUAUCAUUGUUAAAGUACCUUAUCCGCCAACAGUCACGGCUGAAGAUCUGUUUAAUUUGCGGAAGCCUACAAAGAACGGAAAACCUCCAUCUAAAGUAAGCAAUAGCUUCAUGGUUUACCGCGGUGAAUUUUAUAAGGAAUUAAGGAAGACACAUCGUGGCAUACCACAAUACAUAGUAUCUCGCUUAGCGUCGAAUUCAUGGAAACUCGAACCCAAAGAUGUCAAAGAGAAAUAUCUUAAAAUCGCUCGAGAUUUGGAUAUGCUUUUCUUGGAAUCAAAUGAAAAAGCGGAUGUUCAGUUCCAGCCUUCGCCUUCGCCUUCAACUCUCGUCACCUCGACUCCUGAUUUGGCAUACUUUCAACAUUCAAUUUUUCAGGAGAUUGAAGACAACCCUGACUUACUAUAUAUUCCGGGAGGGUCACCAAUGAAAGAAAAUACCGACCGUUCUCAAGAUGACAUGUGCCCAUAUUUUAUUCCUUCUCCAUUUGGAAGUUUUCUCUAUCAAGAAGAGAUAUACAAUUCCUGUCAAGAAGCGAACAUAGAUCAUAUAUACCAAGAAGCGAACAAGCGAACAUAG